Messenger RNA from Zonotrichia albicollis (white-throated sparrow), 900 nucleotides. The record is from RefSeq and is a predicted model, not a curated record. Lineage: Eukaryota; Metazoa; Chordata; Aves; Passeriformes; Passerellidae.
AUGUCGCGGAAAAGGCGGCGAGCAUUUAACGUAGUUGCUCCUCUGUGCAACACAAUAUAUUGCCCUUUUGGUGUUCUGAGUCGCAGUGUUUCAUUUCCGUUUGUUUUCUACACUGUUAAUUUGCAAGCACAAAAACCUCUUUGGAGGCUGAACAUCUCAGCAAGCUUGAUUUUAGCAGAAGCCUGUAAAGCACUUUUUGAGGACAAGGUGUCCUUCUGAAGGAAAAUGCCAUUCAGAGAACCCAGCUGCACAGAGAAUAUCACACAGAGCCACCGCAUCACCUGGGCCCUGGCAGGAGAGGCCGCCUGCACCCUUACCUAUGUCAUGACUUUGCACAAAGGGUUUGAGACCUUUGGGCUUUUCUUCAGGGAGCUGUUCAUGCUCCAGAAUGUCUACCAUGUUCAUGUGGAUUGCUGAUUUCUUGGUGCCUCCCUCAUUUUCUGGGCAAAGAGGGCGGUCUAGGGCAGCACUUCCCAUCCAUGGGCUGACCUCCACUGCAUGAGAGACCUGUUGGCCUUCACCAUGCCCUGGUGCUACCUACUCAGCUCCUGUGGUCAGGACAUCCAGCUGCUGAAGAGCCCUGGGGGCAAGGACAUCACACCCAGGGUGCUGCCACCUCCCCACAUCACCACCUGCACCAAAUACGUGCGCAGGGAGCUAUUCUACUCUGCCUUUUCUUUCAUGCUGUGGACAUUUGUGUGCAGAUGUCCUCUGACCACCUGUUUUGGCUCUGUGUCUGUGGCCAUCACCUGGCUCUUUGUGGAGUUCCUGCUGCAGGACCAGUGUGUUCUCCAUCUGCUGGCAUGGCCCAAGGACACCAACAGCCCUGAGGGGCACUUCUGGGUGAUGCCCUGCAGGAUCCUGGGUGAGCAUGAUUUCUUCCACUUGUUUUUUCUGUAG